This is a messenger RNA of Cryptomeria japonica (Japanese cedar), 1017 nucleotides long. RefSeq lists its product as uncharacterized. NCBI's taxonomy places the organism in Eukaryota, Viridiplantae, Streptophyta, Pinopsida, Cupressales, Cupressaceae. The coding region runs from base 1 to 1017 and encodes 338 amino acids. The record is from RefSeq and is a predicted model, not a curated record. The transcript has a single exon.
AUGAAAGUAUCACGUAGCUUGGAAGGUCCAGUAUGUAACAGAUGUCGACAAGAAAGAGGGAAUCAUAGAUUCUCGGCUUCAAAUAAUAUGGACCCUGGACCACAACCAGAAGAGCUUACAAAUUUGACUCAAGUAGAAGAAAUGUUGAUUGCACGUGUCAGCCCCAUACUACAAGCUACACAUGCAACAUGCAGUCAAUAUAAAUAUAAAGGGCACAUGAUAAGUUUCCCCCAAAAUGUAGAGCAUGUGUCAAAAAAAUUGCCACAUUUGAGAGAAAACUUACCAAUCAUAAUUGUUCGAAGGAGGGAUCAACAUGGAACAAACUAUAACUUUACAGUUAAUAGGGAUCGUGUGUAUAGGGCACUCAAAUACAAAAUAGAGCAUGAUAGAUUUUACUCUGAUGUUACAAUUGAUGAAAAUGCUCUCAAUCAUCUAUCAACAGAUUCUGAUGAGAAUAUUUUUAAUAAAUUGAAGACCAUACAUAUGGAAUUUGAUUCAGAUGCAAAUGAGAUCAUAUUUGUGGGUCCAAUCAUGGAGAUAGAUGAUGGUAAUAUAAUAGAGCACACAACAUCAAUGGCUUCAAGACCACCUAAUGCCCAGAGAGAAAUGGAAUUAAUCCAUGCAUGGAUUAAUAACCCUAAUUCAAAUCCUACUACACUGAUAGAUUGGCUGAGCAUUGGUGCAUCUCCAAUAAAUGAAUACAUCACGUCAGGAUUACUUGAUAUGGCAUUUCCCACAUUGUUUCCAGAUGGUCGAUGCGAUUGGUUAGAACCAAGAAUGAGGCGUGUCCACCUCCACGAGUUUGUGAAACAUUUGUUACGCUAUAGAGAUCAUCAUUUUGGUCAGCAUCCAAGAUUCAGAUAUUUUAUGAUGAACAUGAUAAUGAGACACCGUGCACAACAUUCAUCUUCAGUAUUUGUAAAAAGAAGCUUUAGAGACAUGCCAAUAACCAUCAACGAGUUGCGUCAACAUAUGGAAAACAUGCCUCACUCAAAUUUAGCUGAUAAAUUAAUGUGA